Molecule: messenger RNA, 2264 nt
Organism: Ziziphus jujuba (common jujube)
Lineage: Eukaryota; Viridiplantae; Streptophyta; Magnoliopsida; Rosales; Rhamnaceae
Product: delta(24)-sterol reductase
Exons: 3
Coding region: 260-1963 (567 amino acids)
Biological process (GO): steroid metabolic process
Cellular component (GO): membrane; cytoplasm
Molecular function (GO): FAD binding; oxidoreductase activity, acting on the CH-CH group of donors, NAD or NADP as acceptor
Source: RefSeq, a predicted model, not a curated record
CUUCGAUUUCUCCAUUUUCUUUGUUGCUUUCCUAUAUAUAAUUAGCACAAAAUAAAAUUAAAAAAUAAAAAAUAAAAAAUAAAAAUUUACUAAUGAAAACAAUUUAGUGUUUCAAUUUGUUUUCAAGAUUUUUUUGACAAAGUCCAUUUGGGUUGGGCCUCUUUCUUCUGUUUCCCUUUAAAUCUUGCUUCAUCUACUAUUUCCAUCUUACUGUUCUUCGACUUCAGUCAGAACAGAUAAGGCAUUUUUUAUUCCCAGUAUGUCAGACCUUGAGGCUCCCUUGCGCCCGAAGAGGAAGAAGGUUUGGGUGGACUAUUUUGUUAAGUUCCGAUGGAUUAUUGUUAUUUUUGUUGUCCUCCCUAUCUCCUUCACAAUUUACUUUCUUACAUAUCUGGGGGACGUUAGAUCAGAAUGGAAGUCCUUCAAGCAGCGCCAGAAGGAACAUGAUGAAAAUGUGAAGAAAGUUGUAAAACGUCUGAAACAAAGAAACCCAUCAAAAGAUGGUCUUGUAUGCACAGCACGUAAACCCUGGAUUGCUGUUGGGAUGCGGAAUGUUGACUAUAAGAGGGCCCGACAUUUUGAGGUUGAUCUAUCUUCUUUCCGGAAUGUCCUUGAUAUUGACAAAGAGAGAAUGAUUGCUAGAGUUGAGCCCUUAGUGAACAUGGGACAGAUAACAAGGGUGACAGUCCCUAUGAAUCUUUCUCUUGCAGUUGUUGCUGAGCUCGAUGAUCUUACUGUUGGUGGUCUCAUUAAUGGCUAUGGGAUUGAAGGAAGCUCUCACCUUUAUGGCUUGUUCUCUGACACUGUUGUGGCUUAUGAGAUUGUGCUAGCAGAUGGCCGGGUUGUUAGAGCCACUAGAGAUAACGAGUACUCUGAUCUUUUCUUUGCUAUUCCAUGGUCUCAGGGAACACUGGGCCUUCUUGUUGCUGCAGAGAUCAAACUUAUACCAAUUAAGGAAUACAUGAAGUUGACAUACAAACCAGUGGUGGGUAAUAUUAAAGAUCUUGCACAGGGAUACAUGGAUUCUUUUGCUCCCCGAGAUGGAGAUCAGGAUAACCCUGAAAAGGUUCCAGAUUUUGUUGAGACCAUGAUCUACUCUUCAACACAAGCUGUGUGCAUGACAGGAGUAUAUGCAUCUAAAGAAGAGGCUAAGAAGAAAGGGAAUGUGAUAAACAGUGUUGGGUGGUGGUUUAAACCCUGGUUCUACCAGCAUGCAGAAACAGCACUAAAGAGAGGUGAGUUUGUGGAGUAUAUCCCAACUAGAGAAUACUACCACAGGCACACUAGGUGUUUGUACUGGGAGGGAAAGCUUAUUCUUCCGUUUGGAGAUCAGUGGUGGUUUAGGUUUCUCUUUGGUUGGCUGAUGCCACCAAAGGUUUCCCUGCUCAAGGCUACUCAGGGAGAAGCCAUCAGAAACUAUUACCAUGAGAUGCACGUCAUCCAGGACAUGCUUGUUCCUCUAUACAAGGUUGGGGAUGCUCUAGAGUGGGUCCACCGAGAGAUGGAGGUAUAUCCCAUUUGGCUCUGUCCUCACAGAUUGUAUAAGCUCCCAGUCAAAACUAUGGUGUAUCCUGAACCAGGCUUUGAGCUGCACCGCAGGCAGGGAGAUACAGAGUAUGCUCAGAUGUAUACAGAUGUUGGAGUCUAUUAUUCCCCGGGUCCUGUUUUGAGGGGUGAAGUUUUUGAUGGUGCGGAGGCAGUUAGGAACAUGGAGAAAUGGCUGAUUGAAAAUCAUGGGUUCCAACCACAAUAUGCAGUUUCUGAGCUGACUGAGAAAAACUUCUGGAGAAUGUUUGAUGCUGGGCUUUAUGAGCAAUGCAGGAGAAAGUAUGGAGCUGUGGGAACUUUCAUGAGUGUGUACUACAAGUCCAAGAAGGGGAGGAAGACCGAGAAGGAGGUGCAGGAAGCUGAACAAGCUCACCUCGAGACUGCCUAUGCUGAGGUUGAUCAGCCAGUCGACUGACAUUGGAGUUGAUGAUCAUUUAGGAGUUCUCUCAAUGUUUCUUAGUUUCUAGUUGUCCUUUGUUAGUUUCAUUUUAUCCCCAGUACAUCGAUUUGAUAUGAUUGGUUUGAGUUUCUUGUUGGAUUGGUUUUAAGAGUGUUGGAUGUUUUAGUGAGGUCUAAACGGGUAGAGGGGUAAGUUUCUUAUUGUUCCAGGUGCCAUGUUUAGGAAGAGUAAAUCUCAUCUGAUAACUUGUGAGUUGAAGUUGAUUGUGGCUUUAACAUUACUAAAGAAUGGAUUUCCAGCUUCUAUCUUUUAUGCA